AAAAAUGUCUAAAUACAAGUUUUGGCGGCAGAAGUCAUGCUUCAUGUAACAGAGAAGAAAAUAAGUUUUUAAUUAGCUGUAUAUAUUGAAAUGUGCAAAGAUGAUUUACCUAAAUUCUAACUUUAGGUUCUUUGGAAAAUGCAGGGAGUUCAUUCGAAAACACAGAGAUUUCUUCGAAAAGCAUAGAUGGUACUGUUGGCAAGGUUCCAACAAUUAAAUAUAUAUCUGGAGAAAACGACAAGGUGAAAGAUUCUCGAGGUUCUACACCGAAUAUUGUGGACUUGUACGUUGACGGAAGCUCCCAUGAUAGAUCCACAACAGAUGAGAGUAAAAUCAAUAAUACUGAAGAUGUGCAAAAGAAGGUAAACUUAUGGCUGUUAUAUCACCGAUUCAAGGUCCGGGCGUAAACAGUAAAAGCAAUCUCUAUGGAGAACUGCAACUGACAAGAGAACGUCUACAAUUUUCUGGAGACAGUGAAAAUACACCAAAAGAGAAUACAGAGAAUACAUAUAACGAAGGACCGACUGAAAACGGAAGACCACUAUCAAUUGCUGAGAAUCAGAAUAUCGGUGUGAAGGCAUUAACCAAGUUUGGGGAAAACGGUACACAGACACCGAAAAUAAACUGGAUACAGGUUUUCUUACAGCUGGCUAAGUCCUUUCCGCCAACGAAAUGGGAGAUGUUUGCGCUACAUUUACUUACGUCAUAA
Messenger RNA from Mercenaria mercenaria, 709 nucleotides. RefSeq lists its product as uncharacterized. The coding region runs from base 371 to 709 and encodes 112 amino acids. The record is from RefSeq and is a predicted model, not a curated record. NCBI's taxonomy places the organism in Eukaryota, Metazoa, Mollusca, Bivalvia, Venerida, Veneridae. The transcript has 6 exons.